CAGCGGCUGGCCAGGCGACACCUGCUGCGACGCCAGCCGACGCUGCCCGCGCCGUGCCGUGUGCAGCUGGUGCGUCUGCACACGGCCCUGUGUCGGCUGCGGGGCGACGCCGGCGCCGCCCGCUGCCUCCUGCUGGACGUGACGCUGCUCUGGCCGGCCGAGGCCGACCGGCUCCUGCUGGCCACCGUCCACACGUGGGGCAAGGCGUUCAACUUCAGGCACGGUGUCGACAUCUCGCCCGUCGAGCACGUGCUGCUUCACCACGCGCUGACCCAGCCGGCCGCCUCCGGCCUGCGCAAGGAGACCAUGGACGUGCUGCGGCCGCAGCUGCAGUGGAACUUCCGCAAGUACCGGCCCGACACGGACCCCGACGAGCGGGCGCUGCAGAUGGUGCAGCAGCUGGCCGCCGGGCCUCCAGGGGACGAGCGGGCGCAGCUGCGGGCUGCGCUGCUGCUGCUCUCGGCACUGCGCGGCUCGGCCUGGACCAACGACUGUCCCUUGGAGCGAGCCGUGGUGCCGCUGCUGGCCCGCUGGCGCGACGGCCAGGCCUCGGAGGAGGCGGCCGCCGCCUGCCUCCGUCUCACUGGCGAGCUGACCGCGCUGUACCCGGAGCGGACGGACCGCGCUGUGGAGGAGGCCGUCUGCAUACUGGAGGGGGUGGCCCUGCAUAAGGAGCCAGCUCCGGCGCCGGUGCGGCAGGCAGCACGCGCUGCGGUGCUCCUGCUGCGAGACCGCGUACCGCCAGAGUCCAACGGUCGCCUCCUCCGCUGUCUGGAGGCCCUGCCGCCCGCCGACGGUCGUGGCGACAUCUGUGGAGGAAACGGCGAGACUGCUGUGGCGGCCGCCGAUUAGAGCGACAUCUGUACGAGUGCGUGUUGAAGCUUGACUGUUCGAGGCCAGUUUUUGUUACUGAGGAGAGAAGAUGCUAAGAAGCGAUUUUUGUUACAACUGGCCGCUGAGUGCGCACUAGUCCUUCGUACAACGCCGCUUUUGUCCUCACAACACACAACACGGCCAGCCGCCGGGUUGCCCCGCCUCGCCCACCCACGCAGCCUGCCCCAGCACUGCCAGCAUCGCCGCCUGUCCGCCGCCCGUGCCGGCGGCGGUGGCGCGGAAGGGGGGGGGGGGGGGGGUUGCGCCUCGCUCCCACCCCCGCCCGGUCUACCUGAAAGUCAAGAAGAUCGCGCGACACCCACCACCGCCCAGGCGGUCGCCUCGCGCUGUACUGCGUCGAUGCCGCGUCACUAGUGUUAUGCUGAGCGGGAAAGGUAGUGCGCCGCACCGUACGCCUGUCGUUGCGUUGAAGUACUGUGUUGCCGUUCAGUGACAGCGGGGUCGCUGUUGUCCUGUUGAGCACAGAUGGCGCUGUGUUCGGCCGCCUUGCUGUGGCCAUGUCUGCUCUGCAGGCAGUGGAUAGCGCUGUGACGGCCGCCGCUGUGGCCCGGUCAGCGCUGUGACGGCCGCCGCUGUUGUC
Messenger RNA from Pollicipes pollicipes, 1474 nucleotides. RefSeq lists its product as uncharacterized. The transcript is spliced from 6 exons. NCBI's taxonomy places the organism in Eukaryota, Metazoa, Arthropoda, Thecostraca, Pollicipedomorpha, Pollicipedidae. The coding region runs from base 307 to 852 and encodes 181 amino acids. The record is from RefSeq and is a predicted model, not a curated record.